Aspergillus welwitschiae is the source of this 1783-nucleotide messenger RNA. Its product is annotated as kinase-like domain-containing protein. Gene Ontology annotation, biological process: regulation of mRNA processing; protein phosphorylation; spliceosomal complex assembly. Gene Ontology annotation, molecular function: protein kinase activity; ATP binding. The transcript has 5 exons. NCBI's taxonomy places the organism in Eukaryota, Fungi, Ascomycota, Eurotiomycetes, Eurotiales, Aspergillaceae. Bases 85 to 1434 code for a protein of 449 amino acids. The record is from RefSeq and is a predicted model, not a curated record.
CGUUGACAGCUCCUUUCAGCCUUUUCGCUUCAUCCAGCGCAUGCAACUCCUCUCGCGAUCUACUUCCACUACUGUAAGUAGAACAUGGCUAAGCGACUCGCCCAAUCACUUCGUGUCUGGUCAGCGUUGGGGCGCAAGUCCCGCACUUCGUUCCAUGGCACCGGCCUGGAGCUUCCUCCCGAACCCAAGAUCGAAGAGGAGAAGGUCCCAGGCUUCAAACCCAGUGCCUAUUUCCCCGUUAAACCGGGACACAUUUUCAAUGAUCGCUAUGAGGCCUUGACCAAGCUUGGCUGGGGAGUGAGCUCCACCGUCUGGCUUGUUCGCGAUCUCCAACAAUGGAAAUGGCUCCCGGAACGCUACCUGACAUUGAAAAUCGGCACUUGCGACUACGCGGAAGGCCAUGAAAGUCAUGAACUCAAUAUGGAACAAUGCAUCCGUGACUCCAACCCCAAACAUCCAGGCCACCCUCUUUUGAGAACAUUUGUCGACUCCUUCGAAGAGAAGAGCCCGAACGGGACACACAUCUGUCUGGCCUACGAGCCCUUGCGAGAGCCCUUGACACUUCUACAAGGGCGUUUCCAAAACGAUAGAUUUCCUCUUGACAUCCUCAAGGGAUACAUCAAGUGUCUCCUGAUGGGACUCGAUUACUUGCACUCCGAAUGCAAGAUCAUCCAUACCGAUAUAAAAGCGGCCAACAUCCUCGUAUCUAUCGAAGACUCUUCAGUCCUACACAGCUUUGCCCAAUCCCAACCAUCAAAACCCAUGUCCCAGAAGACAGUUGGCGACCAUACCAUUUACCUCUCCCACAACAACUUCGGCCGCCCCAAAUCCCUUAACUUUCUUCCAGUUCUUUCUGACUUUGGAUCCGCUCAAUUCCAACUCGACGGCGUCACAAAUACCUGGCCAAUUCAACCGGAUUGUUACCGCGCACCCGAGGUACUUCUCGGCGCGGGCUGGUCAUACAGCGCUGACAUAUGGAACCUAGGAGCAAUGAUAUGGGAAAUGCUCGAAGACAAGAUCCUCUUCUCUAACGCCCGCGACUCAAACCUGAAAGGCACCCCAGCCGCUCAUCUCGCGCAGAUGAUAGCCUUUCUCGGCCCGCCACCUCAGGAACUCAUAGCCCGGGAGAAAGAAGGACUCAACCGAACAUUCGGUAUAAAGCUACGGAGUCCCAAUGGAAAGCUUUGCAACUCACCUGUAGAGUGGUUCGGUGGGCCGUUUUUUGAUGAGAACGGGGAAUUUCUACACAAGCAUCUCAUCCCAGAAAACCAGACUCUCGAAGACACAGUGACCUACCUUAAGGAUACAGAGAAAGACGGCUUCCUGGCUUUCGCUAGGAACAUCUUGCAAUGGCUGCCUGAGAACCGGAAGACGGCCAAAGAGCUGGCUGAUGAUCCAUGGUUGAGUGAAAUCGUGGUUUCAGUCAAAGAGUAGUCGUGAAGGUAUAGGCUGUUUUUGUACGAUACGUAGUAGAUGAUACCCCUCUCCACUCUGCUUGUUUUAUGUGUAAAUCUAAGUGUAUAUAGAAUAGAAAUCUCAGCUCCGUUGUCCAUAGUAUACUCGAGAUUCAGACUACACUUACGAAAUUGGAAAGGACACGCAGGAUACAAAACUGGCAAUUGAUGGUCUUAUCCUUCUUAAGUAGUAUUAUCAUAGUGGACACAGAAUUUGAAGGGAGAAAGGCUGUCUCUAUAUUGUUUACAAAAGUACUAACACUCAAGAUAAACACCAAACAACUAUAUAGUGCCGGACACCUCGUGUAUGUAUACUAGAUAGAAGUGCC